CACACUAAGACACUAGAUACUUUUUGAUGAGGGACUGUGGACCUGUGGUAGUGUGGUGUGGGAGUAUCAAAUUGUAGUAUUCUCUCUCCAUUCCCGAUUUCCUGCGUGUAGGUUCUAGUGUUCUACCCAGAAAGCUCAAAAGCCACGACAUUCAUAAUUGAAAGCUCUGCACUUCCCUUUUUCUGGUUUUGCUCUUCCAAUUUCCGAGUUUCACUUCUCUCUUCACAAUCGUCUCACAGGUUUGCCCAUCCUGAGCUCUUUCCGUUUGUUUAUUCUGAGUAAUUUUGAGAUUGAGUUAUAUUCUAGGGUUUUCAAUUUUGUCAAUGGAUAAAUUGAAUUAUCUUAAUUUGCUGCUCUUGAUUUCACUAAUUGUUGUACCCUGCCAUGGAUUUAUGACUAAGCACACGUUAAUGGAGUCGGAAUCCUCACCGCCUGCCCCUGAUUUGAAAAUUGAAGUGAAAAGGGUUGCGCUUAGCAUUUUCUCUGGUCUAAUUUCUGGGUUUUUUGCUGCUAUUCUUGUUACUGCUAUCAUUAGAGGAUUUGUCGUAUUUAUCAACAGAGCUCCAAUCCUCAAAGGCCCUGUUGUUUUCUCCCCUAAAAUCGACCCCAAAACACUUCGUUUAGCUCUUGAUAAUGAAAAUCACCUCUUAGGUUCUAGCCCUAAUGGAGCUUACUAUAGAACUGCGCUUGACAAUGGCCUAAAUAUCGCUGUAAAGAGUCUUGAGCCCUUUGAAAUUGGCUCCCCAGAAACUCACAACAAGGGCUUAAAGAGGAAAUUACAGCAAGAGCUUCAGGUUCUUGCUGGAGUAAGACAUAGGCAUUUGAUGAGCUUGAGGGCUUACGUCCGCGAAUCUGAUCGUUUCAGCUUAGUUUACGAUUAUAUGCCCACUGGGAGUCUUGAAGAUGCUAUGAAUAAAGUCCGUCUCAAUCAUUUGCAAAUGGGUUGGGAUGUUAGGCUUCGGAUUGCUGUGGGGAUUAUUAAGGCACUCAAGUUCCUUCAUUUUGAAUGCAAUCCAUACAUAUUGCAUUACAAUCUUAAGCCUACUAAUGUGAUGUUAGAUGUGGAGUUCGAACCCAAGCUUGCAGAUUGUGGGCUAGCCAAUCUUAUGCCUAAAUUGUAUAGUUCACCAAAUGGCUAUAGAGCUCCUGAGUCCUCUCAAAACGGCAGAUAUACAGAUAAGAGUGAUGUCUUCAGCUUUGGAGUCAUACUUGGGGUACUUUUGACUGGUCUAGACCCUUUAGAUCCUCUUUUGGGCGAAGCGUCUAGUGGGGGAAGUUUAGGCAGGUGGCUGCAGCAUUUGCAGCAAGCAGGAGAAGCUCAGCAGGCCUUGGAUAAAAGUAUACUUGGGCAAGAGGUUGAGGAAGAAGAGAUGCUUAUGGCAGUUAGAAUUGCAGUUGUUUGCAUGUCAGAUCUCCCUGAAGAUCGUCCUUCCAGUGAUGAACUUGUCCCAAUGCUUUCUCGUCUUCACAGUUUUUGAAAGUGAUGUGAAUAGUCUAUUGGAACGUGUUUGUAUCGUGUUGGAACCAAAAGUAAGAUAUAUGUAGUACAUCCUUUGUUGUUUAUGAAAGUCCAAUUUUGUUGGAAUCCCA
Molecule: messenger RNA, 1590 nt
Organism: Spinacia oleracea (spinach)
Lineage: Eukaryota; Viridiplantae; Streptophyta; Magnoliopsida; Caryophyllales; Amaranthaceae
Product: inactive leucine-rich repeat receptor-like protein kinase CORYNE
Exons: 2
Coding region: 324-1478 (384 amino acids)
Biological process (GO): protein phosphorylation
Molecular function (GO): ATP binding; protein kinase activity
Source: RefSeq, a predicted model, not a curated record